Molecule: messenger RNA, 7572 nt
Organism: Bombus huntii
Lineage: Eukaryota; Metazoa; Arthropoda; Insecta; Hymenoptera; Apidae
Product: homeobox protein unc-42
Exons: 6
Coding region: 3593-4438 (281 amino acids)
Biological process (GO): regulation of transcription by RNA polymerase II
Molecular function (GO): DNA-binding transcription factor activity, RNA polymerase II-specific; RNA polymerase II transcription regulatory region sequence-specific DNA binding
Source: RefSeq, a predicted model, not a curated record
GCCGAAGGUAUCGGUGUUUGGUAAUGAGUAAAGAUCUACCGCGUGUCUACGUUCGAAAAUAAGAGAAUCUCGUGGAAAAGCGACUCCUUACACGCGUGCCUUAUACGUGUUCGAACGAAAGAAAAGAAAUCAUCGACGCGAGCAAAUAUCGAUAUUCAAAGAGGAAACCAUAGGAAGAGUAUAAAGGGUAAAUGAAGAAAUCGCUCGGAAGAAAUUUGAUAUUCGGCGAAAGAACCGUAUUAAAACAUCGGACAUGGAUUUAACGUUACAACGAAAUAAUGAAAAUUGAGGUUGAAAAAAUUUAUUUGACGACGCAGGAAGAAGGGAAAAUGUAGAAUGAGAGAGCAGACGAAAAGAAACGAAGUAAAAGUUCGCAUGUACGGUACGCAGGUUUCGAGAGAGGAUGGAGACUCGUUCAUGGAAUUACAAAUCAUCGAAAAGCUGUGCGCAAAACACAAAGACAGGGAUGGAAAUUCGUUGAAAAACCUAUUCUAUUCGUUACAAGCUCGUGUCGAACUCGGCUCGUGGGCAAACGACUCACGCGGCCGUGAAACGAAGAGUUUCUCGACUCGCGCACGUACUAGUUGGGUCAGCCGUAUGCGUGUACGUUACGAUCAAAUACCGAAAACGGGCGGGGGGGGGGGGGGGAGGGGGAGGAGGAAAGAAUUAAAAAACCUAUCUGCCACGGGAUAAUAAAAAGGAAGACGGGUCUGCGAAUGCAAAGAAGGAAAAAGGAGGUAGGGUGAAAGAGAGUGGCAAAGGGAGGCUAAGGGUUGGUAAGAGGGUGUGGAGAAAGAGGCAAGAGAAAAAAGGAGAAGCAGAGAAGACGACGAAGUCGAGGAGGAGGCAGAGAACGAUGAGAACGAUGACGAGGACUAGGACGAGGACGAGGCGGAGAGAGAAACGCGAAUGCGAACGCGAACGGUCCUACUGGUAGAAAGGGACGUCCCACGCGGACAGGCAGUAGUGGUAACGCACAUAUUGGCCAGACGUUUGUGUGAGUCGUUGGAAAAGCUAGAUGGCGAGGUGGAAAGAAAAUCGCUCGCAGGCUAUUUUCCGGAGGAAUUUUUAUUGGUAGAUCCGCCAUGUUGAGGGUGAAGUAGGGGUAGACGGAGCAGCGGAGAACAUGCCAGGAUUGGUGGUUGUCCGGGUAACGCAUCGUUCGAGCAUCCAAUAGGGUAAAGCGAGGAGAACCUCGUGCUUUCGUUGCCCGACCGAGCACGGGGGUGAAAGGGAGCGCUGGUUACAGGCAACAACCCCCUACCAUGGAAGCAGCCCCUCUAAACGUUCUCUGUCCCCCCGCAGAGUCACCGGGAUAACUGCAUUUCGUGGACAGAAUCCCACAAGAACUCACGGCGAGCGGUCGCCCCUCUAACACGGCCGACUCUCCUAUCGUUUCGGCUUUUUCCUCCACGUAACGCGUUACGUACCACGGUACGAAGGAAGGGCGCGAGUCAUCCUGGACGCUUCCACCUCGUCCUCGUCCUCGUGCUCGUAUCCGUACUCGUUUUCGUCUUCAUCUUCGUCCUUACCUUCGUCUUUGCCCGCGUCCACUCUUCGUCCGUGUCCUCGCGACGCUCCACGAAUCUCGUUCCCCGCGCGGUUUCCAUCGGGCGCGCGCCAUUUCUCCGCAAUUAUUUCGAUAUUUCAAUUUUCAAGGGCAUACCCUGCUGCCUUCGUGAUACUUACCCUACCCCUCCCACUUCUUCUGCCCUCCAAUUCUAACCCACCUAAUUGCAUCGACGAGAUAAUAAGAUUUGAAUUUCGAAUCGAGGCCACGGUAGCGGUAACGUCCGCUUCUCAUUAAACAGCCGCGCUCUCCUCUCUUUCUCUCUCUCUCUCUCUCUUUUUCUCUCUUUCGUCUUCUUCCUUCUUCUUCCUCUACUUUUUCCUAGCUCCACAUCCGACAUCCACGUGCGUCUCUCGGCCAAACGAAACGUUUCUUUUCUCCUUUCUCAUCGCUUUCUUUCCCUUUUGUCUCUCGUUCGUCGGGUCGACCGCAACGUCGCUGGAUUCUCCGAGAACAUCGUUGGGAUUCGACGCCACGACGCUUCCCCGUGAACAUUGGCGCACCCGCACGCAAACUUGGAUCAAUCGGAUCGUCAAAAGCAGCCUACCAGGAUUUAAGAUCGAUAAGAGUACGCUGUCGCUCGCGAUCACGAAAGGACAAUAUCGCCAUCUCUACAGCUAUCGCAAGUUACUAACUGGCACGAAGACUACGGAGGAUAGUGAUCUUGUAUUUGCAAGACCAACGCUCCGACGAAUACGUAAAUAUCAGGAUAGAGUUUCAAACGUGAAAUUAGUGUACUUCUGGAUGAUUUCGCAAACCGAGCAAGGAUCCCAAUUACUCUUACACGUUACAACCUUGAGGAUAAAAAACUGUGAAAAUCGUUGGAGAAACGAUUGCUGGAAUUUGAAGGAUUCACGAUCGAAACGAGAUUAGUUUCUGAAAAGUGUCGCCGAUAUUGUGUUAAAGAAGUGAAACUCUCGAAUAUGUGUGAACGGAAAUAACUGUUUCUAAAAUUACCAAAAUUACCAAGAUUACCAAGUUACCUUUUUCGUCCACCAGAGACUACGCGUACUUUAAAGUCUUAGAGAACGUACCUCUGAAUUCUUGCUCGCAAGUAAACAUCGCGAUCGUUGCUUCGAGUCACCAACGAAUCGACGCGUUGUCACGUAAAUAUGUGAUUUCGCGAAUCCAAUCGAACGCUCGAAACGUCAUAAACACAUGCUAGUACACGUUUGAAAAUUCCCAUUCGAACAUCGACAUAUAAAAUCGUAUCGCUCAGAGACGUAACGAUAGACGUCUGAACGAAAAGCAACGACGAACGAUCGCUCCGGAAAGGAUCGAGUCUAAAGUCUAAAAGACGGAUCUCUCAGCACGUCCAAGCGAGAAGCUUCGAAGCACGUAAUCGACUCGAAAGCCGCAAAGACAAACCUUCCUCGUCGGAUAUAUCCAAGAACGUAAAAUUUAUACGCGGCAGGUCUGUCGUGAGAAUUUCCUAAUUCCCUUAGCGCAGGAUUCGUCACCGCAAAGAAUCGGAGGAUCUGGUAUCCGAAAUCAUGACCAAUCUGCGUUAAGAGACUUAGAAAGCGAGACACGUCCGUCGAAGGAGUCGACGAGUAAGAUACGCGCACGACGAGCCUGUGCUAGGACAUUUAGAUAACAGGAUCGACCCCUGGAAGGGAUCGAGGAAUUGGACAAAUUUCGGAUUUCGUGGAAACAGAGAAGAGAAGAGUGCGAAAGAUCGGAAAAAAUCGAUCGUGGUUCCGCCUCUAGAAGGGGAACGACAGAGAAUGUCUUGGUAGGUUGUGAAAGAACAACAGGAGCACUUGGUACGAGAGACCUCAACAAGGUCAACCCGGCAUCACCCUGGCUAACGACCUGUCUGGAGGUACCGGGGGUCCCGGUGCAGGCGGCGUCGGUUCCGUCGGGGGCACCUCCGUCGGCGGCGGCGGCGGUGGCGGUUCAUCGCUCCCGACGACCGCCCUCAGCCUCGAUCAUCAGCAGUUCAACAUCUUCCCUGCGAUCUUUAGCAGGCAGUUGAACUUUUCCGCGGCGGCAGCUGCGAACUGCGGUCAAAACAAGCUGAUGGACGAACUGAGGCCGAAUCUCGGUUUGCUCGGCGUUGGACUCGUCGAGAACGAGAGCUUCCACUUGAAUCACAAUCAAGAGAAGAGAAAGUGUAGCAGCACGAGCUCGAACGAGCAAGAUUUCAGCCUUUACGGGGUUCACCAGGGUCUCGAAGCAAGCCCGCCGACACCAGCCGCGACGCCUGGAAGGAGCAGCGUCGGGGCUACUUCUUCCGUUGGCGCGGAAGGAGCUUUUAAAAAGUUAAAACCCGACCCUUGUGCUUCGAGUCCUCACAUCGGCCAUACACCUACCACCGCCAGUUGUCCAACACCCGCUCGACGACGGCACAGGACCACUUUUACGCAGGAGCAGCUGGCAGAAUUGGAAUCGGCAUUCGCAAAAUCUCAUUAUCCAGACAUAUACUGCAGAGAGGAAUUGGCGAGGUCCACGAAAUUGAACGAGGCUAGAAUUCAGGUCUGGUUUCAAAAUAGAAGAGCGAAGUAUCGGAAGCAAGAGAAGCAACUUCAGAAGGCCCUGACUCCGAUUCCUGCUUGCCAAGGUGCCAUGAUGAGGAAUAUUUAUCCAGGUGCCAGCAGAGGUUAUCAACCGUAUCCUCAUCCUCACAAUAGCAUAAAUGGAAUAAAUCGCUACCCUCAGAUGAGUACGACGUCCUAUCCAAGUAUGACACAACCGUUUUCUAUGUCACAUUCAGCGUCGAAUAUGUCUGCAGUUACUGGUAUGAGACAAGAUGCGAUGGGCAUGUCAGCCGAGGACGAGUGGUACAACAAGAGUAUUUCCGCUCUAAGAAUGAAUACGGCUCAUCAUCCCAACCUCGCUGCGCCAAUGUUGCAAUAUCAAACAUAAUUGUAAACAUUAUAUGAGUGGAUCAGACGAAAUCGUUACGAUAUAUAUAUAUAUUUGACUGCAUAUCUUCAUUCAGGCAACUUAGCACCGCUAAAACGUGUUGUCAAGAGGAGACGAGAUUAUCUCUCGACGCUAUGAAGUACAUUUAAGAGAACAGUGAAACGAAAUCAAAUUAACGCGAAUCUCGUGACAUUUUGCACAAAAAGAGACGAAAAGUCGAAUUUACGAUAGACACGAAACAAUAUCGUGUUGAACGGUUUAAACAUCUUACCAUGAUUAUUCGUUCAUUAAUGUUACGAUAGAAAAUCAGCUCUGACUAUUGCGUUUCAGUUAAUGAGAUAUGAUUUCUAACAUUUCGUCGUAAUGUUAAUGAUAUUUCGACAAAAGUAACUUUGUUAAUAUCAUUUGGUAUUAUUGGUAAAAGAAAGUAAGAAAUAUUAUUCAUGUGCGGUGUUAUGCAUACACACGGAUGAUAUGUAUAAUUUCAUUAAACACACAUAUUCGCACAUAACAUUAUAAUUAUUAGUGAAAAUGAUUAUGUAUGUACACAAUUUUCUAUUAUUCUGUACAAAGCGUGAUAUACAUAUUUCGAUCGAACUUUCAAUUCUUAAAUUAAGUGAUACAUGUCUGUAGGAUCGGAAGGAUUUCAUUUUUCGUAACGAUAGUAGAAAUGCAUAUUGCCGCGUAAAGCAGUUUUGCAUUUGAAUUUAUCCAGAUUAUUUCUAAAAUGUCGAUAAAACCGGUUCUUUUGUUGUUCGUUCGUUUUAUUUUUAUGAUACAUAGUUUCUUUCCAAUGCUGAUAAAGGCAAAGUCAGUGACUAAAUGAAACAAACUUAUAUUUCAUGUUUUCUUCCUUCUCUAUCUUUUUAUUCUCCUUUUUUUCUUUUUUGACACAGCACGCGCUACGCAUAACUAACAAUUAGAAUAAUCAAUAUGCACGCAGAGUGGAACUCGAUACGCGCACAAUCCACGUAAUCUUUUUGUUAGUUUCUUAACAACGAUCCAAAACAGUUUCGUUAACAGAGGAGAUUGUAAAUAAGGAAGAGAUACGUAUACAGUGUAAUCAACAGAUAUUCUAGCAUAUGCGAUUUUUCAAUGUCCUUUUAAAGAUAUAAGCAUACCUAAACUUAGUGGAAUAUUAGGUAUUGAUUUGUGUGCUUAUGUUGGCCAGAGUUUUAAAUAAUCAGGAUGAGAGACGAGGAUAACUGACAAUGUCUUGCGUUUGAAAUUUGAGAGACGCCAGGGGUCUAAAUAAAUAAUUACGUGAAGUUCUAUACACAGUUCCUUUUUUUAUCUUAAAUAAUUUUACACCAAAUCUUAUAUAUAUAUAUAUAUAUAUAUAUAUAUAUAUAGCCAUACUUUAAGACUUAAUUCGUUAACAAUGUUGUAAAAUUAUUUUACUUAUCAGAUACAAUGGUUUCAAAAUAUCAAAUGUAAAUCGGUAUUUGCUUUUAAUCUUAAUCGAAUUCUUAAAGUAUCAAAAUAAAGUUACUUUAUUUCAAAGAAAAUACACAAUUAUGUAUCUAUCUACAUCUACAUCUUGUUCACAUAAUGUAGAAGUUGUAUACAAAAUUACAGAUAAAAUUUUAUUGCAAAUGUAAAUAUAUCUCUUGGCAGUUUCAUAUUUAAUGCCUUUCUGGCUUAAAAUGAAUAAUUAAAUGAAAUAUCACAUUGAUUUACUUUCAAUUAAAAAAUGUUGUAUUUCUCUUAUCGGACAUAAUCGACAUAAAAACGUGCAAGAUAUCUAUUUAAACGAAAUUUUAUUCUAUUUGAUCGUUAUCGAAUAGUUGCUAUUCUCCCUGGCGUCUUUCAGUGGUGAUAUUUGGAUCUGUCCAAUCAACAAUCGUCUAUAUUGGUGUCAUUUUUCGAUAAUUGUCUAAUUAAUAUAUUGAUCGAGAAUGAAGCUGCAGACGACUGCAUUGUUUUCGUGUAGUUUUGCUGCAACCUUAUUACUAAUAUCGCUCGCGGUGUUCCACGCGAAAUGUUCCUAAAAAUUUGUAACAUAUCACACGAAUAUACGAACACAUUUGCACUUGCAUACAUACAGAAAGAAACACAACAUAUAUGUGUGUCUAUUACGACGACGCAUGCAUGAGAGCACACAUUCACACACACUAACAAGUAUGUCAAAGAGAAAAGAUUAAAAGUGGAAAUGCAUACCGGGCGAGCGUAAUAUAGUUUUAAGCAAGGGUCACGUAUUGUACGUAUGUGUUGUACAUAGCCUAAAUAAAAAUUACAUUUAAAACUAAACGCGCUGUUCUCAAAUAUUCCACUUAAAAUAACCAAAUUGAGAAACGUAAAGGAAAUAUGAGAUAAAGAAAGCACAAACAAACUUUAACGAAUAGACCGCGGAUUUUUAUGCAUUUAUGUUACUUUUGUUGCUUUUUGAUCACUAUGGUGUAUUUUUUUCAGAUGAUAAUCCCUUAUUCCAAAUUAAAUUCGCUAAUCCACAACCAGCUUUCUUCACCUAGAUUCCAAAAGCUUCCUCAAUUUGCUUGGAGCUCUCUCGUUGACGCUAAAACUUAUAUCGUCCAUUGUUGAAUAUCCAUUUCUUACAAAAGUAUGUAAAUUGUAAAAAAAUUUUUAUUCAAUUUUACAAUUAAAUCCUAUAUGUCAAACGUCAAUUAUGCUAAUGAAGUUAAGUGUAAUAAUCGCUAAUUGUAAGUACAAUUUUUGUAUUUCUAUUCAUAAAAAUGUUAAUACAUUUAUAAUAAUUAUGUUUGUGACAACGAAUUCAAGAGUAACUAUACAAUACAAAUACGAUUAUGUACAAAAUAUUUCUAAAACUAAUCAACAGUGUUUGUCGAUUUUACCUAGAUUUGAUUUUAUAUCUGAUUGAUUGUAUAUCUCAUUAUUCAAACUAGUUGCAUUUGCCUGAUCUUUUAAUUGUAUUGCAUAUAACAAACUUAUAAAUGCAAUUACUUUUAUGUAAAUUCACUCUAUAUUUUCUUUUUUCAAAAAUGUAUUCUCUAUGUUGAGAUCACAGAGUAGUAACGAUUUCAACUUGUAUAGAAUUGAUAUAAACUAAACAUGGAAUUUAAUAUGAUAAUAUGCUUCUCUGUCUAGUACAUUUUAGUACAUUCUAUAUAGUAUUUUUAUCAAUAGAACAUCAUUUCUGAAAAAAAAAAAAUAAA